AAACAUUAAACAUCUUUGUUCCGCUGACUGACAACAUCUACAUCCGGGUAACUCUCCUGGUGACCUUCAUUAUCAUGGCGGCUAUUAUCAGGUUGGGUUCUGUGUGUCGUAGAGGAUUCAAACCUCUGUUCUACCAAAGCACUCUGUUGGCCAGGCCGCUGGUUGUACCACACAAAUACCAGGAGCAGUCCUACCAGCUGACCGCGAGGAUUCAUGCGUCCCAGGCUCUGUACGCGGGCUCCGGCUCCAAAGCCGCCUCUCUGCACUGGACAGCAGAGCGAGUGCUGAGCAUCAUGCUUCUGGCCAUGGGACCUGCAGCCUAUCUCAACCCCUGUCCUGUCAUUGACUACUCCUUGGCUGCUGCCCUGACCCUGCAUGGACACUGGGGUCUGGGACAGGUGGUUACAGACUACGUUCAUGGGGACACAAAGAUCAAGAUUGCCAAUGCAGGCCUCUUCCUCCUGUCCACGGUCACCUUCGCUGGUCUUUGCUUCUUCAACUACAACGACGUGGGAAUCUGCAAAGCCAUUGCACUGCUCUGGAGCAAAUAAAGAAUAAAUAUGGACUGGGAAGCUUGGGAGGACCUUGACACUGGGAUGUGAGCAAUCUCUCCCCGGCUAUUUGUAAAAGUUCAAGGUGUUCUAUGUAAAUUCUUAUCAAUACAUAAGGGUGUAAUCAAUGUCUAUCAAUUCAAGCGUGGUCAACUAAACAAAGUGACAUCCAUUUGCACAUCUUAGCUUCAGUUUGUGUUCAAUGUAGACUUUUAUUUAUUCUACAUCAGCCUGUAGGCCAGUUAACACAAAUGCCACGACCAAUUCUACAAAUAAGAGCUGUCAUGUAUCUUGGCAUGUGAUCGUUAUCUUUAAUGGGGACAUACGUGUUCAACAAGAUAGCUAUGACUUCUAUUAAGUCUUACAGAAUAGCGCAGUUUGACAUGUAGUUCAUUUUUCUUCCUGUUUAGGUCCUUUUUGUGGCCGAUUCCUUAAAUGUAUUUUAUUUCAAUCACAAUGUGUUACAUACUAACCUUUGCUCAUAAACCCAACCAAAAUACCCGGUUAGCACUACAGAUGGGAGCUGUAUUUGUAUGUAUGUUCACGUCCGUCUCCACACAAACCCCCGUGUACGAAGGAUCACAACAUCCCCCUAUUGUGUCUAUUAGAGCAGACUGCAAUUGCUUUUGUUGGCCUGUUUAAUCCAGGAAUGUUAAUUAAAUGGAAGGUAGGCGAGAUUUGAAGAGCAUCAGCAAUAAACCUACCUGUUCACGGCGGCAAAUGCAGUCUGGUAGCCUACAAGCUCUCGUCAGCCAACAGUGUAUAAUCCACAGCAGGGUCUGAAAUUAAAAGCUGUAAAAUAUCGUCCUCUGCCGAUAAAUGCUCAUUCCGACGGUAACAUCAACGCCUCUGUACCAUUAAGUUGUUUCAUGUAUACAUUCUAAACUUUCCUCUGUGUGAGUGAGCAAACGGCAAGAAAAAAAGGACACAUUUUGAAAAUAUCAAUUAAAAAAAAAAUAACAUUUAUUUAGGCCAUAUAUACAUUGACAGUUUUUUGUAAGUUUAUUACAUCUUGGCAAAAACUUCAAUUCAUUAUGGCUGGCCAAUUAAAACGGAUAUAUAACCUUGUAACAUUUAGUCCUCGCAUAUAAUUGGUAUACACACAGCCCUUGCAUGAAGCUAUUAAUACCAGUAUCGAUGUUUGUGCUCCAGGAAUGAGCAUUACAGGUUCCUUUAAUCGCUGUAAAUUCUGGAUUCAAUCUGUCACAAUGCUAAUGCAGUAAAUGUUUGAGAGCUUACAAA
This is a messenger RNA of Etheostoma cragini (Arkansas darter), 1793 nucleotides long. It is a transcript of the gene sdhdb, whose product is annotated as succinate dehydrogenase complex, subunit D, integral membrane protein b. Bases 75 to 551 code for a protein of 158 amino acids. Gene Ontology annotation, cellular component: membrane; mitochondrial envelope. The record is from RefSeq and is a predicted model, not a curated record. Gene Ontology annotation, biological process: tricarboxylic acid cycle; mitochondrial electron transport, succinate to ubiquinone. Gene Ontology annotation, molecular function: ubiquinone binding; heme binding. Lineage: Eukaryota; Metazoa; Chordata; Actinopteri; Perciformes; Percidae. The transcript is spliced from 4 exons.